Molecule: messenger RNA, 2027 nt
Organism: Oncorhynchus kisutch (coho salmon)
Lineage: Eukaryota; Metazoa; Chordata; Actinopteri; Salmoniformes; Salmonidae
Product: transcription elongation regulator 1-like protein
Exons: 8
Coding region: 813-2027 (404 amino acids)
Source: RefSeq, a predicted model, not a curated record
CAUUCAUGUGAUUAGAUUGUGUUCCAUGUGACUUGCCAUACAGUAUCCAAAAUCCCUGGUGCCGAGAGAGGAGAUGUGGGAAGGACACUAUGCUACAGUAGCGCACUGGGUUGCUGCUGUUCAGAGAGGAGCAGUCCAGACUCCACUGUGGUACCGGAUGAUGCAGAGACAGAUAGAGAGUGAGAGAGGUGCGCAGUAGGCUUCUCAGUUCUCAUUGGAGACGUUUUGCAGUCGCUUAGGAAUGUUUUCACGUUUUGCACUAAAGGAAGUUUUCUGAAACAGGAAAAACUGUGGCUAGUCCAACCUAUCCCCUAUGACUUGACUGGGGAGAAGAGUGAGUGGAGUAAACCGUGCCUCUGCGCGGUGCGGUGUUGCGUUAGGGGUGACGUUCGGUGGGGAAGAGGCUGAAACGGUAUCAGGGUGAGAAGAGAUUAUCCGUAACAGCAAAUAGAAGAUCUCCAUUGGGCUCGAGCUCCUCUCUCUCUUUUCUGACAAACCAUCACUCACCGACCAACCGUCACGGUUUGAAGAUGCCCUGCGCUUCAUGAACGAACGAGUGUCCUCAGUUCCUCCAUUGUAUGCUGGCUAUACUGUAGCCUACCCGGCGACAAGGCUGCAUGUUUUGGAUAUUUGGAUAGGAUAAACAGCGUAGUCAUUUUUGGAUUGAAAUUACCAACGGAAAAUUCAUCCAUAAAUGAUGGACGAGCGAUGUUAAUAGUGGACAACUGAAGGGAUUGAUAGCCUACAACGCAUUAUAGUCUAGGGUCCCUCCCAGCCUUUCCAGGUGUUGUGUGGUGGUCUAGAAUGUAGGGAUGAUCCCUGUGGGGCGACUGAAGGCUCAGCCACAGCUGUGGCAGAUAGAGAGAGAUGCCUCUCCAUGGCUGUGGAUGCUUCCUGGCCCUGGUUCUGCUGCUGCCUCGGGGCUCUGCCGGCUGGGUGCCAAUACAGCCCCUGUUGCCGCGCCACACCAUCACCACCCCUUCCUGCUCUCCCAUCACCACCCUCCUCCGUUGCUCCAAGCCGUCUCCAGCUGGCAGCUGUCCUGUGAUCCCUUCCUGCCUCUGGCCAGGAUACCGACACACACAGCAGCUAACCCUGGCAUCAGUCAGUUUCCCCUGCAGAACGUGCAGUGGGAGCUGCCAUCUCCACACCACGUGCUGAGAUUUCAGCCUUCUGCCAACCUGGAGCUGGUCCCUGUAUUUCCCCAUCUGCACCGCUCAGUGCUGCCUCCUCACUGUGGCAAAGGAUGGGUGGAGAAACGGGUCCCCGACUACAAGGCAUACUUGAACAACACUCUAGCUCUGGAGAACACCUGGCUUACUCCGGAGGAAAUAGGAAUCUUCCAGCGGCAUGAAAAACCAUUGUUGAUGACAAAUCAAAUGGCAAUGAGCAUAUCUAGGCCAGCUACUGCCUCCAGGAGUCUCAACUCUCUCCUCAUGUUACCCAGACCUGCUGCCUCCAGGAGUCUCAACUCUCUCCUCAUGUCACACAGACCUGCUGCCUCCAGGAGUCUCAACUCUCUCCUCAUGUCACCCAGACGUAUAUCAGGUUGUCCUGUGGCUAUCAAGAGAGUGGGCAGGAACAAGAGGAUCUCUCUGGCAGCUGCCGCCAUGACAGCCUUGGAAUCAGACCCCUCCAGACUCCAAGGGCCUUCGCCCUCCUCCUGCUCUCCCUCGUUCAUUCAUCCCCUCCGCCUGUUCCAACUGUCACCUAUCAAGAUCCCCUUUCGCCUGUCUCCACCUGGCCCAGGAUCCAGUGCCACCUGGGAGGGCCUGAUGGGACCCAUGCUGCCAGCCCAGUUUGCCCGGAUGACAUCACUGUCAGCGCCAGGUGUUGCUCUCAUGACCGGAGACUGGAGACCCCACUCAACAUCAGAUAAGCGGUUGUCCAGGAGAAGAGCGUCAUGCGCUGCGACGUUGGUGCUGCAUACACUGCAGGAAACAACCCAGGAGAAACACACAGAGCAGGAGAUGGUAGAGGUCCCCAUGGAGGAAGAGGACGUUGCCCUAAAGACAAGCGUCCUGUAG